AUGUCAACUUCCGUCAUUUUCAAUUUAGAAUAUUCAUUCGUGAUAGACCCCAAGUAUUCUAAUCCAAACAUUCUCACAUAUUAUGAAACCAAUAACGGAUUAUGGAAAAGAUAUCAAUCAGACACGGGGUCAUACUUGAUUAUAGACAAUUUAAACAUCCUCCAUCAAGUAUCCAAUCAAAUCAACUUGCUCCAACAGAAACUAUCCACAAAAUCUAAUUAUAUCCGUAUAAUAGAUCCAUCUGUCACUAACCAGUUUAUUUCUGUGUGCUGUCAUGGAGAUGAGGAUUUUGUCACUGUAUCCCGCCAGAAGUUGUUAUCAAGCUAUACCAAAAUCAACCAAAAGUCAUUGUAUUUACAUGAACAAGAAUUUUUAUCAAUUAAUGAAAAGUUCACUAGAGAAUUGAAUACGCUAUGUGAUCGCUACCAUGUUGAGGUCAUAAUCAACAAUGAUAUGACUGGUGCGAGUGCUCCAGGGUAUGCCAUACACAUCUUAGGUGAUGAGGAUGAUAUAAUCAAUUGUACUACUUCUUUACGGGUUCUUGUUGACAGGUUGUUGAAUAGUUAUAUGGUUGAUAUGAUACCAGUUAACUCAUCUAUAAUACCAAUUAUUGGUGGUGUGGAUUUAGUUAAUUUCACUCAAAUUACCCAGCAAACACAAGCUAAUAUCUAUAUACCUAAUCUAUUAACCCAAUCCGAUACCACUAAGCAAAGAAUUUACAUUACUGCUAAACAUGCCAGUGAAAUAAUACUUGCAAAACAUAUUAUAAACAAAUUGCUCGAAAGUAAUGUUCAGUUGGUAGCUCAAGAGAUUUCCAUUAGCAAGGCCAAGCUCGACUUGUUGAACUUAUUUAACCAGCAAAGUAUAUUCAAGCUCAUGCUUAAGUAUGGGGUUUUCAUUCAAUUGGCCAGCUUAAGUGAAGAUGACAAUUACACUGUAACUAUUCGAGGCUCACUUGUAGAGUCAAUCAAUGAAUGUAUUAAUGAUAUCAACUCAAUCACUGAACAAUACUACUAUGUUGAAGCUAGUUCGGUUGAAAUGUCGGAAUAUGACCUUGUACAAAUGUCACAAAAUCAAAAAUCCUGUAUUAUUACUGCUAAUGGAAAUGGUAUUGGAGUUUUUGGUACCAACAAAGAGAUUGUGUCUGUUAUGGAGACAAUGUCGUCUUAUACAAAGGUUCAAUUACAAAUUGAAUUAAGCAAUCAACAUAAAGAUUUCAUAAGUGGGAAAAAGAAUGGAAAGCUAAUUAAGAUCCUCAACCAACUAAACCAACUUCCAGUUAUAAAAUUCGGUAACUAUAAUGAAUACAGCUUCCUCAUCGAUGUGGAAAUCUUUGAAGGAACUGAUAUUUCUGUGUUGAUUAAAGCGCUCGAAUUAAUUGAAUUGGAAUUACCUGCUGAGCUCAGGUUUAAUAUCCCUCAAGUUUUCCAUAAAUCAAUCAUAGGAAAUGGUGGUUCAAUAAUUCAAUCUAUAAUGAAGAAAUAUAAUGUAUUUAUCAAGUUUUCAUUUGCCAGUGUCAACACUAACAAUUAUUCACUUACUCGUGGUAGUAAUGUUUUGAUUAAAUGUCCAAGAAAGAAUGCCAAGAAUAUUGAGCUUGUUAAGAUUGAACUUGAUAACCUAGUUAGCCAAUGUUGUAUGAAUAAUCAACCAAACAGAGCAACAAUUUACCAAAGUGUGACAUUUCAAUUAUUGAAACAGCAUUAUCUUUUGUUAAUAAACAAUGGUAAAUUGCAACAGCUUAGUCAAAUCGAAAAUGAACACAACUGUUACGUUGAGUUCCCCAAUUCAUUAAAUCAAUUUCAAAGUAAUGCAAUGACAGUUAGUGUGAGGGGUUCAGAAAGCAAAAUCAGACAUUGUUUUACUCAAUUCAAAUCGCUUUUGCCAAAUAAUUACGAGUUUAAAUUAACAUUGAAUCCAGAAUUAUUCCGAGAGACUUUUGUUAGUAAUAACCAGGAAUUCGAAGAAAAAGUAAUAAUUCCUUUUAAGAUCUUACUUGGAAUUGAACUUUCCGUUAAUAAAUCCUAUGUACUGGAGUUACAGCAUCAUCAUCAAAUAAUAUUAUCCUAUUAUAAUGCUAAUUCCUUGCAAGCUGCAAUCCAUUCACUCACACUGUACUUGACGGAAAAAGGAUUCAUCAUUUCAGAAAAGCAAGAGGUGAAUAUUGAUUUGUUGAUUCAACCAGAGCAUCAUCUGCCUUUGCAAUCAAAUGUGGUGCUUAGGCCAAUUACAAAUUCGUACGUGUUGAAGAUGUCACCUACCAGAGAAAAAAAGCAAAUUUUGCAGCAACAACAACACUAUGCAACCCUGCCGAUUAAAAGUCCGAAGAAAACCUUAAACCUUAACCGGGCAGCCUAUGCGUAG
Spathaspora passalidarum NRRL Y-27907 is the source of this 2364-nucleotide messenger RNA. RefSeq lists its product as uncharacterized. Gene Ontology annotation, molecular function: RNA binding. Bases 1 to 2364 code for a protein of 787 amino acids. Lineage: Eukaryota; Fungi; Ascomycota; Pichiomycetes; Serinales; Debaryomycetaceae. The record is from RefSeq and is a predicted model, not a curated record. The transcript has a single exon.